GCCAACAGCCAGCGCUGCGCGCGAUAGGGCUGCCCGCUUGGGCACGGCACGCACGCGGGGCUGCCUCGCGGUCCAACAGCUUAACAAACAAACGCGCAGGACGCGUGCGUGGCGCCGGAGGCUACCACAAUGGGCGCCACGGUGAGCCUGCCCGAGCCCUACUCCUGCUUUCCCUUGUUAAGUGUGGGAGAUGUGGAUAGAAUAGUUCAUAAACAUCGCGACGAGUGCGAGGGCGACUUCAUGAUUAGCACGGCUGCUCUGUCGAAGUUACUCGGAGGUUCGCGCGAGGCCGAGAUGCGCGCGACGCGACUGCAGACGGAGAAGGGCAUUGGCCGGUUCGGCGAGGUCAAUGCUUUGGCGUUUCUCUGUGGGGUCGUGGUCGUGAGCAGACCGGUCGCGUUACAUGGUGUCGGCGACGGCGUGGGGUGCAAAGCUAGGCGGAUCUUCGACUUAUUUGAUCUAAGGCAACGCGGGGCCUUGAACUGCCACGAACUCUCGGUAUGUCUGCUGACGCUAGCGCGAGCCCUGGAAGCGUUCCUCAAGCUCACGGAGGAGGGCCACGUCUCUGAAUUGUUCCGGGAGAAAGAUUCGAAGAUCUACAUGGGCCUGGAGGGUCUAGACAGAGCCGCCAAAUUAGCUCUGAGGAAGUGGGACGCUCCCGAUGACUAUGAUAGUGCCGACGAGUCCGAGGACGAAGAGGUUGGACAUGUUGGUAUGAAAGACGUGAUCGCCACAGCGGAUGAUGAUGAUCAAUCUGUCUUGGUUGAAAAGAAGGAGAGGAAGGAGAAAACUCUUGAGAGAGAAAGGUUCGUGGCCUGGUCUCGUAGAUUGUUGGCACCCGGGUGUCGGCCGCCCGCGGUACUAGAUGCGUUGCGAAGACUAGCCAAGGCCGCAUCGAACAACGACCGACACGCGCUAGGCUUACCCCCCGAGUCUCAAGCGGAAGCAGAUGCCCAGGAGGCCCACGCGCAGAUGCUCGUCGACCAGGAGCGAGCGGCAGAAUUUGCCGAGAAGCUCAUCAAUGCGGAAGACCUGCCUACCACCAUCCCGGAACCGUUGUUUGAGGGCGACGACGACGCGUCGACGGCCGAAUUGUUGGACCCCAUCGCCGCCGCGUUCGCCGAGGCGGCCGCGGAAGUCGCUGCAAAUAAACCCCCUCCGGACCCCAUGGCGGGUUUAGAUGUCCCACCACCAACCCCGCCGCAUCCCGAGGACGAGGCGGCGAACAAUGCGGUCGACGCUGCUUUAGAGGCGGAGGGCGUUUUAGCUGCUCGGGCCAAUGCUGCUUGUUUGGAAUGUAUCGCGAAGCUCUUCGACGAGUAUCUGGAAGAGGCCGUGGCCGACGAAUGCGUUGAUCGAGCCGUCGUGGACUUGUUCGAUGAGUUCUGCGAGACUGUUAUACAGGAGAAGAUACAACAGGGUGCACUGGACGACGCGGCGGAUCGGGCCGUCGAAUGCGCUCGCUUGGCGUCGGAGGCGGCGUCGGACGCCGCUCGAAAGGCGUCGGACGCCGCCCGGAACGCUGCCAAUGCGGCACGGGCCUUUGCGUUCGCGGGCGAUUUGGACGACGCCGCCGAUCGAGCCGUGGAAUGUGCGCGCCUCGCGUCGGAGGCGGCGGCCUUCGCGGCAGCUCGAGCGGCGAAGGCCGUCAAAGCCUGCAAAGAGGCGGCCUUCGCCUUCGACCAGGCUAACGAGCUUGAUAAUUCGGCCGACCGCGCGGUCGAGUGCGCGCGUCUCGCGUCGCAAGCGGCGUCCGACGCCGCAGCGGAGGCAGCACGGGCGGCGCAGUUCAUCCGCGACCUCAUUUCCGGUGCUUUGGAUAACGCCGCGGAUAGAGCGGUCGAGUGUGCUCGCUUAGCCUCGGAAGCGGCUUCAGAAGCCGCUAAAGCAGCGGCUCUGGCCGCAAAGCAGGCGCGCGACGCCGCCGCCGCCGCGGCAAAAGCAGCCCAAGACGCUUUAGAUAACGCCGCGGACCGAGCCGUCGAAACGGCACGCUUAGCCUCUCAAGCAGCAUCGGCCGCCGCGAAUGCCGCAGCAAAGGCAGCCCAAGACGCUAGACAAGCCCUGGACGAGUUCGACCGAGCCGAAGAGCUCCUGAGGCAAGCGCAGGAAGAGGAGGACGAGCAGACGUGGCUGUCGGACUUGGCCAAGCCCGACGACGAGGCGCGACCAAAAACCGCGGCCGCGCAGUCCGUGGUCGACGACUACGAGGAAGUGGCCGAGGAGGAGUUCAAGCCGCCCGUGCACUACAAGAAGAAGCAGCAGAAAAAUUUCUUAUAUGAAGUGUUCUCGAACGCGCCGUUCUGCUCGCAUUUGGACGAGGCCGCGAUCUGGGUUUUAGUGAAUGCCUGUCGCAUGGUCCGGUGCGAACCGAGCAAGGUGUUACUUGUUGAGGAUGAAUCCGCAGAAGAUAUGUACGUGGUAGAAGUAGGUGCUUGCGAUGUUACUACUGAAAGUGAAGGUCCUAUUGACUGUAAAACACAUGCGCAAUACUAUGGCGAAGUAGCUUGUCUCAAAGAUGAACCCUUGGAGGCUUCUCUCAUAGCCUCAGAUGCAUGCAUCACCUGGGCGCUCGAUGCGGAAACAUUAAGGAGAACAGUAGGCCCCGAGUUUGACUUGGAGGAAGUGUCUUCACCGGAACCGUCUCCCCCGAAACCGGUUCAAAAGGAGGUCCACUACAACGAGGAGCGCCCGGACAUGCCGCCCUGGGUCGGCAAGGAGGAAUCCCUGUCGCCGGUACCAGUGGAAGAAGAAGAAAGUGACGGAGAAGACGACUGGAAGGCGCCCAUGCACUACAAGCCGCGCAAGAUUUCCAAUUGGCUCUACGAGAUCAUGGCCGCGGCGCCCUUCUGCGACGGUAUUAGUGAUGAGCUCUUGGACCAGGUCGUGACGGCCUUUGCUCCUCUCAAGACCGGGCCGGGCUUCGGUCUCGCGUUCCAGGACAACCAGCCGGAGCGAUUCUUCGUCGUCGAGCAAGGUGCUUGUGUCGUUGAUGACGACGGUGACGAGGUCGGUGUCCUGCGACCGGACCAAUACCACGGCCACGAAGCUUUGUUAAAUUACACUACUGAAAAGACUACAGUAACGUCCUCUUCGGACCUAAAGGCCUGGGAGCUGGACAAGGAGACCUUCCUGAGGUUGUUAGGGAGACGCCUACCGACGGCAGCGCAACGGGCGCAGACGCGCGAAGCGUCGCGCAGUGCUGCUAUGAAACAAAACGAAGACUUGCUUGGUGAGAGAGAAGAUCUCCAGGAAGACCGAGACAAGGGUCCCAGUGCGGCCGAGGUCUUCCUCCAGGAACCGGAAAUUCCCAAGCCCAAGACGCCCUUCUUCUCGGGGCCUCUGUCCGGCGUCACCGCCACAGAACGGUUGACACUGCUCUUGUUUGGGGAUUUGGGUUCCGUGGAUGGUGUGAGACAAAAAGCUGAUCUGAAGCUCAGGCCGGCGACGCCGCAUCGGGAAGUUUCUCGUUUUGAGAGGUUUGCGUCCUUGGUGCAGUUGGAGCGGGACCUCGCGAAGAAGAAGAACCACGUGGAACCUCUCUUACUGUUAUGUGGUGGCGCGUUUGCCGCAUCGGUGGAGUCGGGAGUGACGAAGGGCAAGCAUUUGGUGCCCAUCCUCAAUGAGUUAGGCGUGCAUGCCGCUUGUGUCGGCGCGCGGGAUUUCGACUAUGGCCUGCCGAACGCCGCGCGCGUCUAUCGGGGCUGCAACUUCCCUUCUCUGUUGGCGAACUGCCACGAUGAUCGGGGCGUGCCUGUUGCGGAUGCCAUGCGUUCGCAACUGGUCCCGUGGCACGGCCGCAAGAUCGGCAUUGUUGGAGUGGCCGGAGAAAACUCCCUGUCCGCGUCGGCCGCCACACUCCCGGGCGCGGGUCCCAUGCACGACGAGGAGGGGAUUGACGACGACGACGUCGGGACCGCUCAUGUAAGCGCAGCCCCGGAGGCCGCCGCGCGCGAGGUGCAACUCCUCAGAGAAGCCGGCGCUGAUGUUGUCAUAGUAUUAGCGUCGGUGGGCGGCGGCGCGCGCUUCGACGAGCCCGGGGCGCUCGUCGCCAAGGCCUGCCAGGGCUACGCUGAUUGUGUGGUCGUCUCCGGUUCUCGUAGAUCAACUUUCGGCGUGAACGCUUGUAGGUACGACUUCCCGCGGGACCGCGCGACCUGGGUCAUCCGAGCGCCGGCGAACUGCGAGCGCCUCGCGAGGUUACGCUUGCAUUUACCUCAUGUGGAGGCGCCGAAACCGCAAAGAAUGGUGCAGAUCGUUAGGGAAGUUGAUUUGACGACGGUCGCCGUCGGCGCGGGCCGGGCUACCGUGUUAAAUAGGUGGCGGAACGGCGACGCCGUCGCUACGUUGGUCGGCAAGGCGCGCGAUUUGGUGGCGAAGGGUUUAUUAGCUACUCUGGUCGAGCUACGAAAACCGCUCGACGCCUCCGCAGAAGCGUUGAAAGGUGGCCGCAACCUCGCGCAGACGCACUACGGCGCGUCGGCCGCCGAAGUGGCGGCCGACGUCGCGUGUGCGGCGACCGCGGCAGAUUGCGCGAUUGUGGAUGGGGCGGCUCUACGGCCUUUGGGUGAACUGCCGGAAGGCCAUGCAUUGACCGUGGCCGAACUCGCGGCUUUGGCACCGCUCCCGGAUCCCGGGAGGGAUAGGAGCUACCCCGGCGGCGAGGCCAAGGUUAGAGUCAUGCGCACGACCUCAUUACAUAUCAAGGAUAUCGAGCAGCGGCCGACGACGGCCUACUCGCGAGACAUGCACGACGUGAAUGAGAUCAAGCAGAUGGCUACCCAUGGUGCUGGGGUUAUGGUGCUGGAAGCGACGGGCGCCCAACUGUGGGGCGCCUUGGAACGGGCCCUGUCGCGGUACCCGGCCUACUGCGAUAUUUUCCCCCACUGCUCGAGCGGUUUUCAGAUCUGGUUCGACCCGUCGAAACCGCCUGGUCGGCGCAUCGGCGACGUGCGGUUGAAGGGUGCUCUAUUGCAACCGCGGGAGCUCUACCGGGUGUGUGUCACGCCGCGACUCGCAUACCACUGCUUCUUGGGGAGCGACGCGCCGCGCGGGCCCGCGGACGUCGUCAUGGACGCCGCGGACGGGCCGUGUUUGCCGGCGCUAUUGCGGAAUCUGUUCGUUGAUCUCGAGAAGCUGCGCAACGGCGAGCGGACGCUCACGUUAUCACCGGCCGUCCACCGGCGCCUCGGCGCGCCGGGCAUGCCCCUCGUCCGCCUCGACGAGGGCGUGGUCUUGGAGCCGGACGGGUCCAAUAGGCUGACGCUGCUGAACGCGGACAAGGCGGUGAAGCGGUGGGGCUUCGAGCCGUCGCAGACGCCGGCCGGGGCUUUGGGUCACGUCGUCGCGCAGCUGUCGCCGGACGACCAGCGGCGGAUCCACCGGGGGCUUGGCGUGUCGCCGAGUAGGUAGGU
Molecule: messenger RNA, 5414 nt
Organism: Pelagomonas calceolata
Lineage: Eukaryota; Pelagophyceae; Pelagomonadales; Pelagomonadaceae
Source: the annotation of a GenBank genome assembly